GUUUGAGCCACGCAGCACUUGCGACGCCGACUCUCUUGUUCAGCCGGUGCCGUCGUGUGUGUGUGUAGAUGCUGCACGGUUAUGUGAAGAGCUGGAUACGCGUGUGCAGGUGAACUCACCUGGAGGCGCCGUGGUGCUUUCUGCAGUGCGGGCGACAUAACAGGAAGGACAUAACCACUGUGCAGGCUUCGAACUCGUCCAUGGCUUCUCGGCGCGCCCUCCUCGUCUCACUGGCGCUGCUUGCUCUGCACUGGCAGCAGAGCCACGGGAUACCGACUUCCCAAUUUCAGAGCACCAGGGGCACAUCCACAGGGACCGCGGACCAGCCCCUUGGCCCAACAACCACCCCGGCGAACACCCUCAAAGCGGAGGGCACCACCACCACCAAAAUUGGGCAGGGAACCACCACUCAAGUUGAUGAGCGCCAGAGUGUUGGCAGUGGUGAUAACAUCACCACUGCCAACACCACCACGACCACUACCACCAACCCCACGACCACCACUGCUGUCAGCAAGUAUGAUGACGAUGAUGACAUCACCACUGUUAAUAAUGGCGAACGGACCUCUGCUACGAGCGGCAGCAGCCUUGGUCCCAGCGAGAAACUCACAGGUGGUGGUGGUGGAGACUUUGGGAUCACCAUCACUCCCGUAAGCUUUUCAAACUCCAGCAGCAGUGGCACCAUGAGCGGACCUCCCGCGGUCCGCGACUCCGAGACUGAGAACCCCGAGCAGGGCCACGCCACUCAAGGUCGCCGCAAUCAUUCCCGGGAGCACGGGGACCCGGCCGAUGUUAUAACCCAGAGCCCGGACCCGAGCGGCGGGGAGGACAGCCGUUCCCGAGCCAACGUAACCACGCCACACGAGGACUGCCACGAGUUGGGGCGGCGCUACGGCCUCAUCGUCCUGGUCCUGGCCUCCACCACGGCCCUCUUCGCCAGCAUCUCCAUUCUGCUGGCCGCACGUGCGUGCCGGGGCCGGCGGCGUCGCCGCGGAGCCUCUGCGAGCUCCGGCCGUGGCGGUGGCGGUAGCGGCGGUGAGAAAGGUCGGCGGCCGCACGGCAGCCGUGACAACCUCCUGGGCGCCAUCCCUGGCUGGGCGCCGUGGUGGGAGGCCAAGGGGCUGUUGGCGCAUGGCGGAGAGGCGACGGGGCCUUCGCGUCCUGGGAACGAAGCGGCAGGCGGUGGUGGUGCCACGCCGCUGGUGGUGGUUGAGGCCGACGCAGCGCGCGAGCCAUCGAUCAGCGCCGAGACCCUGCCCGGGACUCCGCAGAACCGGGGCAGUACCGCAUCGCCCAUUCUCCGGGAGAUGCGUGGAAAAUGGGGCCCGCAGAUGACCGCAGAGGGCUCCCCGGCUUAGCGUUUCUAUGUCACACGUGUGCGUGCAGACGCACACACACACACGUGUGCGCGCGAGCUCGUGGUUCACUAAAAUCAGUAACCACUUUGUGGAAAACCAACGACGGUUGUUCUAUAGCUCCCCAAAAAACACGCAGUGUUUGCGUGACAAACCUUAUUAAUUGGCUGUGUCGGGUGGUGGCGGGUUUAAUGUCACAUUUAUAUUCAUGCGAUCUAUCCCAAAAAUCUCUAUUAUGGAUAAUAUUGGUCACGAAAGCCUACGUGUUCAACAGAUAACACUUUAUUGUGUAUGGCCAUAAAAUAAAAACCUAUAUAACAGACGACGUUUUAGGGAAAUGUCCCUUCUUCAAAGCACAUAGAGAGGCUAGAAUGGUAGGCAACAUCCUCGUAUAAUGCGUGAAGCAAAAAGUCUCAGUGUGUAUAUUGCCUCACUAAAAGCAGAUUUCUGCGGGCUAUCCUGAGCAAGUAUUGGACAUUCUACAUAUUUGCCUGUGUGGAAGUUACAAGAGUCCACAAAUGUAUGCAUUUUUUUGGAAUCUUAUAAUUGUUGUACUGCAAAAAAAAGACAAAGGAUGGAAUAAUCAUGAAUUCCAGUGGUGUUUUUUAAAUCAUUUAUAUUAAGUUCGCUUGCUUGCUUAGGACCGUGCAAAUCUUUCGGUCGUUUUUUAACCCACUUCCCGUGAUCCAAUCGAGCUGACAUUUUCCACACAGACUCGUUGUGCGUGACAAUUAAUGUUCGUGAAAUUUUUUAAAUUUUUUUUACACUUUUUAGGACAAAAUAUUAUAUGUUAUUACCAAUUGCUUAAUGGUGCAAUGCAAUCAUCUGACCCAUAGGUGGCAGCCAUCUCAAGCCAGAGGACGAGAGGACUCUAGCCGCCACGCAUAUAAAGGAUUUAUAGUGAAAAACUUUGUUUUUACGGGUUAUACUUGUUUGAUAUUAACAUUGCCACAUGGUUAGUCACGUGAUUCGCCACGUGGGUGGCCGAUUUAGAUUAAUUAUCUCAUUCUCCCCCCCCCCCAUCCUUCCCCACCGAGACAUUGGUCUGGGUUGGAGAGUGUGCGGAAAAUGCCCACGCAUACUUGAGGAGAAUAUACAACCCUGCCACACAAAUAAACUAAAACAACUUUCAACGCAUCCGUCAAUAACGCUGCUUGCAGCCUUAAAAUAAAAAAAAUGUGAACAAGGAUCAUUUCCCGAAAGUCGUCUUUUAUAUAUUGUAUCCCUUUCAAGGCCACACAGUGAUAUUGACGAAGGUGUUGAGUUGUAUUCGUCGGUGCAUGUAUACCGCUGCCAACGCAGCAGUGCAGCAUCGGCAUUACACCCUGCUUGCUGUACUGCCUCGGACAGGCACGAGCUCCGUUACUCACCGUGCAGUGGGCAUCCUCACAUCAUCAUCACCACCACCACCAUCAUCACUUCUCUUAUUCCAGCUUGAUAUACCAACCAGACUACUGGGGUUCGGGCACUUGGCAUUAACACUCUCCAAAGCCUUGCCGGGCCCAUGAGCGGUGUUCUCUUUAGAUUCGAGCAUUCUAUUCCACCCUUGCGUGUGAUGGAAGCACACGCAAAGCAGUGCGUUCAGGAGCCUAGGUGCCCAAUGUCGAGAUCUGCCCACGACGAGAAGGCUUCAGAAGAGAGAGUUCGUGUCGUUUUACUCUUCCUCUUCUGUUGAAGGAGAGCAGACCACAGUUUUUGUUGACUGUAGGGAUCCAUAGUGAGGGUUGCAUGGCCACAGUCGCACUACUGUGGCUUGUCUUGAAUGGAUCUCGAUGUGCACCUGUGUAUCUCUUUGAGUCUCUGCGUAUCUCUGUGUGUCUCGAUGGGUUUACUAGAGUGGGCCAUAGUUUGGUUUGCAUGGCUGCAGUCGCACUACUGUGGAUUGUGGCUUUAAUUUUCCAUUAAUGAAGGACAUAUGGUGCGCAUUGCCCGCUGUUGAUGGGAUGAUGAAGCGGUUGAUGGCUACACCACCGGUGUCUUCGCGGAGGAGGAGGAGCGAUGUCACAGCCAGGAGGAGGUGCGAUGAUUGGGUCUCGAAUGACGUCGGCGUUGCUCGACUCUGUACGCAUAUCAGCAGCAUCAGCAGUGUUGUUGUUGUUGUUCUUCUGAGUCUGGGUGAGAUUCGCGGAUGGUGACAGCAGCGCGAAUUUAAACUGAAUUCGUGCGACUCCUAGAGGUGCCCGAGGUCUGGCUGUCUUCACCCUCGGGGACUAACAAUGGACCCCGAAUGUUGUAAGGUGCCUUUGUCUCCCAGAGCCUCAAGGAUCCACACUUUUGCCGUAAGGAUCCCUGUCCGCCGUACGGGUGCCUUAUUGUGGCUCGCUGAGCCUGUGUUCAUGGCUGGGGUUCGCGUGGCGAUACGACGUGCAGUAGCGCACUCUGUCCAACAGGUAGCGAUGGACCAUCCAGUGGAGAUUCGAAUUCAGUGACUGCGUAGGUUUUUGUUUGUUUGUUAAUUUGAACGUCAUCUCAAAAUGUACGUGUACAGCACGUGGUCAAUUUCAAUACCGCGGGUCACGGAAUUCGUGCUCUCUCACUGGACUACGUGUAACCAGAUUAACAAGAAGAUCGAUUUUAUUUUUUAAACAAACGAAUCAAUAUUUCAAGAACCGCGAUGCAUGUGAUGAAUACGAGACGGUGGUCCCUGAAUAAAUAACGUCUCACGAAGCAGUUCCUUCAAGAGACGCAUGCGGCUCAGGAGCCGCGGGGUUUCCGCCCUCUGAAUAUGUGGGACGAGCGAUGCCUCGAGUCAUCCCUGCGACUCGCAGAGCGACAGAGCGCGCCUGCGGCUCUCAGCCCAGGAGGGAACGUCGUUAUCGGGCUCCCAGGCACGGCGUGGGUGCGCGGCGUUCAUCGGAGCCGUCUGUGGAAGGAAACGCGCGUGUGGCGGGGGAAAUUCGGGUUGCGUGACGGAAUCGGGGCUGGAACCCACCGCAUCGUAACUUCUGUUGCCAUUACUACGACUACCACCACCACAGAAAAAAGAUCCCCCGUAUAGCCUGUGGGCAAAUGCUGUUAGCGAGUAGCAGCACCUUCGAAGGCCGGCACGGCGCACGAGGGGGUGAGUGGCCGGAACCACGCCCAACGUCACCAACCACCCGCAACCCUGGCUCCAACCUCCAGCCCUGGCUCCAACCUCCAGCCCUGGCUCCAACCUCCAGCCCUGGCUCCAACCUCCAGCCCUGGCUCCAACCUCCAGCCCUGGCUCCAACCUCCAGCCCUGGCUCCAACC
Molecule: messenger RNA, 4584 nt
Organism: Lethenteron reissneri (Far Eastern brook lamprey)
Lineage: Eukaryota; Metazoa; Chordata; Hyperoartia; Petromyzontiformes; Petromyzontidae
Source: RefSeq, a predicted model, not a curated record